Molecule: messenger RNA, 1397 nt
Organism: Kogia breviceps (pygmy sperm whale)
Lineage: Eukaryota; Metazoa; Chordata; Mammalia; Artiodactyla; Physeteridae
Source: RefSeq, a predicted model, not a curated record
AUGGCAGAAGGCGAUUUAGGACUUCUAGUGAUUCUCCUUGGAAAGAAAUUAAAUUCAGAUUCUAAUUCAGAGUUGUCAAAUGUGGAAUUAAGGCAACGUCUUCACGAAACUUUAGAGGAGGUAGAAAUUUUGAAAACGGAACUUGAGGCAUCUCAAAGACAACUUGAAGGUAAAGAGGAAGCAUUGAGAAUUCCUCAAAGCAAUGCAAUAUUUGGCAAAGCCACAAGUCAUACCCAGGCAGUGCUUCAAAAAACUGUGGAACAAAAGAGAUCCUUGGAGAAGGAAAUAAACGCCUUGCAGUGGGAAAUGGAAUUUGAUCUCAAUAGAUUUAAAAAUAUAGAGGAAUCUUGGACCCAAAAAUAUGACAGGCUAAACUGUGAAAAUGCAGUCCUCAAAGAAACUUUGAAACUGAAAACAGAAGAAAUUAAAAUGCUCAAGACUGAAAGUACAAUUUUGAAUCAACCGUAUUUGGAGGCCCUCGCCAUGCUUGAUAUCAAACAACAGAAGAUGGCUCAGGGAAACACGUGCCAGGACACAAGUGGCUUUAUGGAGGUUUCAGGUCUUGAGCUUGCAGUCCUGGGAGCCUGCCUUUGUCACAGUCCCAGCGGGAGCCCCUGUACCUGUGCCAGACUGGCAGCAUCUACUCGGAAAAUGCUCCUUCAGGUCAAACAGGAGUUGGAACUUGUGCAGAAGAGUAAAGAAGAAGCCUACAUAAUGGCAGAUGCAUUCAGAAUUGCAUUUGAGCAACAAUUAAUGAGGAAAAAUGACCAGGCACUAAGAUUGAGACAAAUGGGUAAAAUGUGUAAGAAAGCAACAAAAGGGACAAAUUGGAAGCACCUUAAAGAUGAUGGGUUACCGUCACAAAGGAGUAAGAAGACCUUAGGGCAGAAACUGUUGGGCAUGGCUCCCUUUGGAAACAGUUCUAAGAGUACUGAUGACCAGCAUGAUCCUCAGGAAGUCUUUAAGAUGCUAAUAGAUUUGUUAAAUGAUAAAGAAGAAGCUUUGGCUCAUCAAAGAAAAGUUAGUUACAUGCUUGCUCGGGCUUUGGAAGACAGAGGCACCACCUCAAAAGAGAAUAAAGAAAAAAAUCCUAUGAAAGACAAUUCUCCAUUAAAAAUCCCCUGGCAGAAAACUUCAGAAUUCCCUGUUUUACCUGAUCCCGUACAUUCAAGUGUUCAAAUUUUUAAUUCUGUGGGCUGCAUUUGUUCAAUUCAGCACUUUCAAACAGAUCAAAACUACACAAGAACUCUUAAAAGAUCCUAUUCUUUGCCAUCAAAUAUCAUGUACUGAAGACAAACCCGUUGAAAUUACAACUGAGAGCUGUUUAUAUCGAGACUUUGAAAACGGACCGUGUAAAUGUUGCUACAUCUUCAGAAGUUGUGUUUUACGGGUAUUUC